AAGGUUAGGGUUUGCGUCCACAGACUUUCAGUCCCUCGUCAAGAUAAGAGUCGGAUUUUUGAAAACACCACAGCAAUUUACUCAAUAACCUUACGCAUAUCCUACAAAAAUGGCAGCUCAUAUCAGCAAAAAGCGCAAGUUCGUAGCUGACGGUGUAUUCCGCGCAGAGUUGAACGAGUUCUUCACUCGUGAGCUCGCAGAAGAAGGUUACUCUGGAUGUGAUGUUCGUGUCACCCAUGCCCGUACCGAGAUUAUCAUCCGUGCUACCCACACCCAAGAAGUCCUUGGUGAAAAGGGCCGUCGUAUCCGUGAAUUGACCGCGCUUGUCCAGAAGCGUUUCAAGUUCCCUGAAAACUCCCUCGAGCUUUACGCCGAAAAAGUACAGUUCCGUGGUCUCUCCGCCAUUGCUCAGUGUGAGAGCUUGAGGUACAAACUCCUUGGUGGUCUCGCUGUCCGUAGGGCUUGCUAUGGUGUCCUCCGUUUCGUUAUGGAAUCUGGUGCCAAAGGUUGUGAAGUUGUUGUCUCAGGAAAGCUUCGUGCUGCCCGUGCCAAGUCGAUGAAGUUCACCGACGGAUUCAUGAUCCACUCUGGUCAGCCCGCACGGGACUUUGUUGACUACGCAGUCCGACACGUCCUGCUCAGGCAGGGUGUACUCGGUAUCAAAGUUAAAAUCAUGAAAGGUUCGGACUCUGAAGGUCUGGUCGGUCCUCGCAAGCCAUUGCCCGAUUCCGUCCAGAUUAUAGAGCCACCCGUCGACAAAAUCGUCUCCGAGCCUUCCUCCGAGUCCCGAGAGCCAGUUAUUGUUUCGGCUAACCAGCCUCCUGCAGAGGAGCCUGCCGCUGCAUUCGCUGAGCCUGCUUACCAAGCUGAUGCAUCAUUUGCUGAGGCCACUUUCUGAUCUAUCAGUUGUGGAUUUACCGGAGAGGGUUGAGUUUUGUUGACUGUACUCGUAGUAUAUGCAUACUUUACAGUUUGUCAUGCAGCAACGAUAACACGAUGAAUGCACUAUCAUGUUCAAAGUAUUCAACGAAUGUUAUUCACAUAUUCCGUUCCCGC
Messenger RNA from Serpula lacrymans var. lacrymans S7.9, 1056 nucleotides. RefSeq lists its product as uncharacterized. Gene Ontology annotation, cellular component: nucleus; cytosolic small ribosomal subunit. Gene Ontology annotation, molecular function: RNA binding; structural constituent of ribosome. Lineage: Eukaryota; Fungi; Basidiomycota; Agaricomycetes; Boletales; Serpulaceae. Bases 110 to 898 code for a protein of 262 amino acids. Gene Ontology annotation, biological process: translation. The transcript is spliced from 5 exons. The record is from RefSeq and is a predicted model, not a curated record.